Prosopis cineraria is the source of this 4077-nucleotide messenger RNA. RefSeq names its product probable disease resistance protein At1g52660. Gene Ontology annotation, molecular function: ADP binding. The transcript is spliced from 3 exons. The record is from RefSeq and is a predicted model, not a curated record. The coding region runs from base 1522 to 3540 and encodes 672 amino acids. Lineage: Eukaryota; Viridiplantae; Streptophyta; Magnoliopsida; Fabales; Fabaceae.
UCUCUGCAGAUCAGCAAUCUUCUGUGCUCUCUGACUUCUUGAAUAAUUCUCUCGCUUUCAUUUUUUCUCGUCAAUCACACAAAUCUUUUUCUGUGCUCUCUGGCUUCUGUUUAACAGUUUGUUCACUCUGUUUCUUCGUUUUUCAGUCCUUUAAUCUUUUCUCUUCAGUCACUACAGUUUUUGCUCUUCAUCUUUCUCUUGCCAUAGCUUGUUCUUUUAAGGGGAAAAAAAACCAAAAAAAAAAAAAAACUGUUUGUUUGAUCUUAUAUUGGUAUCUGUCAUUGCUGCUAUUGGUCUUUUUCUUUCGAAAAAAAAAACAAAAAAAAAUUGUGUUCUCUACUUUGUGUUCUUGGUUUGACUUUUUGCUCUUCUUCUCGCUCUUUGAAACCAAAAAAAAAAAAAAAAUCCUUGUCCAGGUUUACCUCUCAAAUCAUUACUUUUGAGUCUCCGUUUAACAGUUCGUUGUUUCGUUCCUUGGAUCUCAAUUCUCUUAUAGUUUCUCCCUUGAAUAUUUCAUAUCGAUUUCUUUUUCUCCAUCAAUCGUCGCGUGCUGUUUCAUCUUCUUUACGUGCGUUGAAGAAGAAGACGACGACCAAUUCCUAUCCAACAAGUUCUCGAAAGGCGUUAAACUCAGAAUCAGAGAUGCCAAUUAUAGAGGAAAUCGCAACCCAUGCCGCCCAAUCAUUUGUGGACACAGCAGCAAAUGAGCUUAAAUACUUGUGUUGUUACAAGAGCUAUGUUGAUGAGUUCGAAGACAAAAAGGAAAGUUUGAACACAAGAAUAAACAUGGUGGUUAAAGAUAUUAAUGAAGCUAGAUGCAGAAAUGAGAAUCAAACUGAGGAUGAUGUUGCACUGUGGCUAACUAAAGCCAAUGGUCUCAUACAAGAAAACACAAAAGAAAAGAAGAAAUGGUUUAGCUUGGUUACUAAUUGCUUUUGGCAGUACAAGCGAGGCAAAGAGUUGGAAGGGAAGACCCAAACGAUUAAAGAAUUGAUCGAGAAGAGUAACUUCCCUCGUGUUGCUCGUUCAAUUGGGCUUCCAGGCAUCGAGUUUUAUUCUUCUCAAAACUUUAUGCAUUUGGAGGAUAGAAAGUUGAAAUUUGAACAACUUAAGGAGGCAUGCAUACUAAAAGAUGACAAGAAGUUUAUAAUUGGACUGCAUGGGCUAGGAGGAACGGGGAAAACUACAAUGGCAAUAGAAGUUGGUAAAGAAGUUGUAGAAUCAAAAGUGUUUGAUAAAGCCAUCUUCAGUGUAGUUUCAAAGGAUCCAAACUUGAAAAAGAUUCGAGACAACAUUGCAAAGCAAUUAGGCUUGUCGUUAUUAGAUGAAACGAUGGGUGAAGCUGAAAAAGCACAAAAUAUAUGGAAAAGGAUAGUUGAAGGUGGAGAAAACUUGCUUGUAAUAUUGGAUGAUGUUUGGGAAAAACUUACACUUUGAGACAUAGGGAUUCCUCCUGGUCAUCAUGACAAGGGUUGUUGUGUUGUUUUGCUAACUACACGUGAUUGGACAGUUUGUAGAGAUAUGGGAUGCUAUCAUGAAACUAUUAAACUUGAGGUCUUAAAUGAGAAGGAUGCAAUUGAUCUUUUCCUAUCUUAUGUUGGCAUUAACACUAGUAGUUCUUCCAAUGAUUUUAAGGAUGUGGCUUCAGGUAUUGUGAAGGAGUGUGGAAGAUUACCGAUUGCAAUUAUAACAGUGGCAAGAGCAUUGAAUUCUAGGCCUCUGAAUGAUUGGAAAGAUGCUUUAGAGAGAAUGAGAGCUUAUGAGCCAUUGCAAGAUGUUAAUCAAGAUUUAAAGGAGGCUUAUAAUUCUUUGAGAUUAAGUUAUGAUAAUAUAAAGAAUGAAAAUGCCAGACAACUCUUCUUGUUGUGCUCUCUCUUCCCUGAAGAUUCUGAAAUACCUAUAGAACUUUUGAAUAGAAUUGCUAUAGGUUUGGGACUUUGUGGAGAUGCUGACAGAUACUCUGCUUCAAGAAGUCAAUUUACUCCAAUUAAAAAUGAGCUCAUAGAUUCUUGUUUAUUGUUAAAAGCUGGGAAUGAAACUGUAAAGAUGCAUGACUUGGUCAGAGAAGUGGCUCUAUGGAUCGAAAACAAGAAAGUUCAAGUGGGCAUGGAUUCUAUCACAACUUUGAAGGAGAAUAUCCAAUAUUCUUCUUGGAAAACAAGUGACUUUCCCAACCAUUUAGGCAGUAGUAAACUUGAGGCUCUUUUAGUUUGGAUAAAUGAAAGUAAUGAAGUGAAAGUUCCAGAUGCUUUCUUUGAAGGGAGUGGAGACCUUAAAAUUUUGAUUUUAGAAUGUUUGGCAGGGUCAAAAUUGCAAAUUUCAACUCCAUCUUUGCUUCAACCACUUGAGGCAUUAAAAAAUGUUCAAACUCUAGCCAUAAAAUCAUUUGAAUUGGAAGAUAUAUCUAUUUUGGCAAGCUUGAAAAGCCUCACUAGUCUUGAGUUGAUUGAGUGUUCAAUUAUUGAAUUGCCAAGUAAAAUUAGAGAGUUGGAAAAAUUGAGAUUGUUGGAGUUGAGAAAAUGUUCAAUUAAAAGGAAUAAUCCUUUUGAAGUUAUUGGAAGUUGCUCGCAAUUAGAGGAGUUGUACUAUGUUGGCAAUGCUAUUGGUCAACUUGACCAUGAAAAAUUUCCCCAAAUCACAACUUUUCCUAAAUUACGAAGGUAUCAUAUAAUGGGUUCUCAUGAUGGUCAUUGUAAAGUGAAUUUUUCAACAUCUAAAUAUUUCAAUUCAAAGAACUUAGAAAAAAUCUUCUCCAAGGAAAUAUUUACCUCCCUAAUAGGAGGAGCAGAAAUUUUGGAAUUAUAUAAAGUUGAUUAUAAUAGAGGUUGGACAAGUAUUGUUCCUGACAUUGUUCCUAUGGAAGAAAAAGGCUUGAAAGAUCACUUAACUAAGCUUUCUUUGGAAUCUUGUUUUGAGAUAAAUUGUGUCGUCUAUACAGAUCAUCUUCAAUCUAGUGGUGUUAUCUUCUCCAAAUUAGUUGAGUUGCAACUUCAUGAAAUGGGUGUAAGAGAAUUAUGCUAUGGCCCUUAUCCUGUUGACUUUUUGAGGCAAUUAGAGAAUCUAAAGUUAGUGAGAUGUCAAAAACUAAAAAGAACAUUAUUUGAGGGCAAGCUAGAGCUGGGCAAUCUUAAGUCGGUAAAAUUAGAGGAGUGUUCAAUGACAUGUCUUUUUCAUCCAUCCACAGCUCAGAGUCUUAAUCAACUAGAGACAUUGGAGAUAAUUGAAUGUUCUCAGUUGAACUACAUUGUAGCAGAGAUGAUGGAUUAUGAUGAUGAUCCUAAUCAAAAGAGCCAUAGGGCAAUGCUCCAAAAAUUGAAAUCACCCCAAGUUCGUCGCUGUGGAGAAUUAGAAUUUAUAUUGCCAAUUUGUUUUUGUGAAGACCUUGCACUACUUGAAAGUGUGAAAAUUAUUAGAUGUCAGAAGCUAAAAUAUAUAUUUGGGCCGUAUUCAAAUAAGAGAGAAUUGCAUCAAAUGGGAAAAGAAAUUGUGCUCCAGUUGCUAGAGAACAAUUGGAAAUUCAUGAAGUACCAAAUUUCAUAAACAUAUAUGCAGAAUGUUAUCUGCCAUUGCCCUGUAGUGAAGUGCAAAAAUUGGAAGACGAGAGCAACAAUUUGUCAAGAUGUCCUCUUUGUUGUUUUUGGCCAAAAUCAAAUGCCUCAACCGUACAUCAUCCUUCCGCUUCCAAUGGCACUUAUCUCAACCACACUCAGGAAUUAUUAAAAUAUGUUGUGGAGAGAGCUAAUGGAAUUUUUACAGCACCUUUAUAUCCAUACAAAAGUUUGAGAAAGAUGGGAAUAGAGGGAUUUUCUGAGUUGAAGUCACUCUUUACCCUCUCCAUUGCCUCAUCAUCCCUAAAAUUGUUGGAAGAACUGGAUGUCAAGAAGUGCGAUGCACUGGAGCAUGUAGUAGCAGAUGAGGGGCAUUAUAGUCAUGAUCAUAUGAAUGUCGACUCCAUAUUUCCCAACUUAAAGAGGGUUACUGUCUAUAGCUGUAGCCAUUUGGAAUAUAUAUUCUCAGCUUUUUACUCAAAAGACUUUCAUCAUUUGGAAUAUGUAAACAUCUCUUAUUGUGAAAAGA